Messenger RNA from Myiozetetes cayanensis, 2226 nucleotides. RefSeq names its product G protein-coupled receptor 160 (gene GPR160). Gene Ontology annotation, cellular component: signaling receptor complex; plasma membrane. Bases 421 to 1434 code for a protein of 337 amino acids. The record is from RefSeq and is a predicted model, not a curated record. NCBI's taxonomy places the organism in Eukaryota, Metazoa, Chordata, Aves, Passeriformes, Tyrannidae. The transcript has 3 exons.
UCUUCGGCGGACUCAAGCGCAGCGUCCGGUCCAUGAGGUCGAAACGCGGACGGAGUGAAGGCGUUGUGCGAGACGUAUCAGGUGUUAGAGGAUGGACCCGAGCCGAUGAGGAGCGGAGCGCUGAGCCCAGCUCUUCUCUGCUCUCGCUGAGAGCACUGACACCAUCCUGCUUCUUCAAGGAAAGAGAGGAAAGCAUGGCGAGCUUUGUCUGACACGUCCAGCUGAUUUCCACGAAGCCAUCCUGUGUUCAUUCUCCUUAGGAAUUAACACACAGAAAAGAGUUAUCAUAAGGAAACUCAUGGAAGGCCGAAGGGAAAAGCAGCUGUUCUGAGGUGUCUGUCAUUGUAGCACUCCCACUGUUUAAAGAGAUGAAGCACUGUGCCCUGUGACACUCAUCUUUGCUGUUCCCACCACUGGAGGAUGGCUGCCAGACUCUGUGAAAAUGGUUCUGGUCAGCACCACUCCACCCACAUCAGCCAACCUCUUGAAACCAGCUGCGUGUUGCUCCUGAUCAUGCUCGGAAAAGUCUCCCUCGAUUUCUUCAUGUUGCACGUGAAGCCAAAAAACGUCAAAGCCAGUUUUAUGGGCUACUUUUGCGUCUCGGUGGCACUGCUCGAUCUGGCGCUGCUGCUGAUCUUGUGUUUCAUUUUCUGUUUGGAGGACUUUGCGCUCUGGGGGCUGCGCUUCACCCGCUACCACAUCUGCCUCUUCACCCAGGUCACCUCCCUCACCUGCGGCAUUCUGCACUACCCCGUGUGCCUCGUGGCUGCCCUGGACCAUUACACCAGCAUCUCCCACACGUCCCAGUUCCCCAAAAGAGGCCAGAAAUUACUGUACGUGUUUGCUGUGAUGGUUAUAUGGAUUUCAGGGUUUUUUUGUAUUCUCAGAGUUCCCGCUGUCUAUGAAGAGUUGGAAAUUGAGAAGAGUGUCUCUCCUUACCAGUGCCCUGUCUCUGGCAGCCUGCAGAGCUACUCCAUCUCGUGUGCCAUGGUGCUGCUCCUGGGCACUGCUCUCCUGGCUCGCUGGAGGGAGGUGGUGACCACCCUGCUGUCUGCCAGGCUCGUCUCCUUCUCCAGUCAGCCUGCUCUGAUCUUCCCCUACACGUCCAACACCACCACCUGCUUCAAGCGGCAGCUCCUGACCAGGCUCCUCGUCUGCUUUCUUGGCACUUGGGCACCUUUAGUGGUUCUGCAGGUCCUGGUCGUGUUCCUGGGGGCGCGGAUCCCGGCCUACGUGGACAUGAACGUGCCCUGGCUGUACUUCAUCAACAGCUUCCUCCUGGCAGCCGUGUGCUGGUGCCGGUGCCACGAGGUCGAGCUGGCAGAGGGGACGUGGAGCUCUGACCCGUUUGUCAGCUGGAAAUUCUGCUUUGUGCCGUUCGACAAUGAAAGCACGGAGGCAGCUGAUGAGGCGGGGGUGGUCAUUGUCUGUUAACGAGCUGCGGGCUGGAAAGGCUGCAGGAGGUGCGGGCUCUCAGGUUCUGCGGCUGGGUCCUUACAGACAACGCCAGGAAACAGCUCCAGAGCUGCACUCCGUGGAAACCAGUCCAGUACUGCAGUGGGUGAUGCACUGAAGUGCAGGACACCGGUCCCAGUGCACAGCAAGCACUGCCAGUUCAGGGCAUUCAUCUUCAAAUACGUUUCAGACACCACUGCUUUCAUCAGCCGAGUUCUCUGUUAAACCUCUGUUUGUGACAGUUUUACAUUUCCUUUACAUGGGAUGAUCUCAGGUUUUCCAGUACAAAAUGCAAUAAAGUCUUCAAGGCUGGAGCUACAUUCAGGUGCUGACCUAAAGUUCAAACAACUUCCGUGAUUUUUUUUGAAGUGCAUUUUCUUGUUAACGUCUGGCUUUUUGUCAGCUUGAUUGAAGUUAAGGGUUGUUGUCUGUUUAACCAGAAACAAUUUUUUUUAGUUAAUGUAAAGCUACAGCUCCUACAGAAAUAGGAACUUUACAUGGUACGAAACCAGUGCAAGAUGUGCAACUUCCACAGCCACGGGAGAGGUGCUGAAGCUUCGCUGUUUCUUUGCUGCUGCUCCUGUAAUGUAUAAGUACAUAUUAAAAAUUAAAUUAUUACAGUCAGAGCUCUAAGCAACAAGGUUAAUUGCUAUAUAUAAAUACAUGCCCAAGGCUAAAGAAUGGCUUAAAUUAAAAUACAGUUUAUUUUGAAGUCCAAAUUACUUUAAAAUAGUUAAAUAUGAAGGGUGACUAUGGCAGGGAAAGAAUUAA